Messenger RNA from Guyanagaster necrorhizus, 504 nucleotides. RefSeq names its product zf-DNL-domain-containing protein. Bases 1 to 504 code for a protein of 167 amino acids. Gene Ontology annotation, molecular function: protein-folding chaperone binding; zinc ion binding. The transcript is spliced from 2 exons. Gene Ontology annotation, biological process: protein stabilization; protein folding; protein import into mitochondrial matrix. The record is from RefSeq and is a predicted model, not a curated record. Lineage: Eukaryota; Fungi; Basidiomycota; Agaricomycetes; Agaricales; Physalacriaceae. Gene Ontology annotation, cellular component: mitochondrion.
AUGCUACUAUCCAGGCUGUUUCGAAAUACAGGAAUACCACCUCCUCUUCGGAGUCUCCUCGUUCCUCAUGCAUCUCUCCCACCAAACGUCAAAGUUAUGUUUCGUCUACGGCUGGGAGGAUCUCGACUGCAAAUGGCGUCCCCAUUCCUAAAUUCACGACACUAUUCUACACCUAUAACAUCAUCAACAGAGACGGUCACCUCACAGAGGCUUCCCGAAGCCAUGGAGCAGCGCCUGUCGAUGACUUUUACAUGUACCGUGACGGAUUGCAACACACGCUCCUCGCACGAGUUUUCGAAGCGUGCGUACACGAAGGGAAUCGUCAUCGUCCAGUGCCCAGGCUGUAAGAAUCGGCAUCUCAUUGCUGAUCAUCUUGGCUGGUUCAAAGAAGGCACCGAAGAUGGAAAACUACGGACUGUUGAGGACUUGGUUAAAGCCCGAGGAGAAAAAGUGAAAUAUGGUCGGGUUGGAAUGGAUGGGGAUAUCGAGUAUGUUGAUGAGUAG